AUGGAAGUGGUUGAUUCAGCGAUUCUCUCGUCUUUUUUGCAUUUUACCAACUAUAUUGCAUCGAAAUCAAAUCUCGAAAAAGUAGAUUCACUCGCGCAAUUAUGGAAAGAACAUGGCCGUAUUGUGUCCAGUUUAUUGGAAUGUGAUGUGACUGACUUUGAAUCAAGUUCAAUGUUUUAUAAUGUUCUGUGCAAAAAGCUUCGGCAUACAAAUUCAGCGAUGACCGAGGAAUUGAACGUUUCGAAAGCAGCAGACGGUGAUUUAAUGGAGAUUUGCAAGUUUUAUGCGCUUUUCCUCGAACAUAUGAGAAAAGACAACAAAGAGAUAUUGACGAAACUUCUCGAAAAUUGCUCAACUAGCAGCGCAUUCAGAAUUGAUGCUAUUUUGCAGAUGUUUGCCCAUUUCGACAAACUUUAUGAAAAUGAGACCGUUGAUGGAUGGUGGACCAUUCUUAGGCAGGAGAUAGACGAGGAGCCAACUUUGUCGAUUACGACGCCGACAUCGAGAAGAACUACUCUUCAUCGUGAUAUUUUCACAACACCGGCAAGCUCGACACAUCGGAUGAGGACUGUUUGCAGCACAUCACGUCGCAGUCCGGUCGUCGAUGCUGUUGAUUCGCCGACGAUGAAGUAUUUGAGAGCGGAACGUGAAAUGACGAGGUUGAAAAAGAGACUCGCAGAUACCGAAAUCAAGUUGGAUGACGCUACUUUGGAAAAUUCCAAUCUUUUGGCGGAAAAUCUUCAAUUAAAAAACACAAUUAGCGAUUUACGCUCAAAUAUCGCUGACAGAAAGAAUGAUGUUGCGAGCAAUGAAGAAAUAAUCGAAGAUCUCGAAAACCGGUUAAAAACGAAAUCAAUGGAGACCGAAAAGUUGGCGAAAUCAUUCAAUGAAGCUCGACAAAAUAUUUUAACUUUGAUGAACCAAUUAGAAGCUGCUGAAAAUAUGAACGCGCAAGCGAAUUCUGCGCAUGCGUUGCUUCAAAAGGAAAAUGAGCAAUUGAUGCUUGAGUUGAGAGAUGUUAGAGAUCUUCAUUAUACCGACAUGGAGAAAUCGAAUUCUAAAAUUAGCGAACUGAUGAAUUCAAUUGCUGAAGGGAAUGCCGAACUGCAUCGAAGUCAAAUUGAGGUGGGAAGAUUGAACAUGGAAUGCUCUACAGCGCAUAUGGAGCGACAAUCGCUUACGGAGAAAGUGAAUGGCUUACAAAUGGAGUUGGAGAUGCUGCAACAGAAACUAAUGCUCUCGGAAGAAAAUUCAAAAUCAUUGCAAGAUGGAUUGCAAAAGCAGCUCGAGGAAGAGAAAAAAGAUCGAAUCGCGGCUGUGCAAGCAGAAAUUGAGCGAACUAAAAUGGCUCAAAUGACAGUUGAGCGCUUAAAAAUAGAGCUCGAUGGGCUUAAAACUGAGAAACUGAAGCUGAAGGAAGUUUUGGAUUCUAUUGAUCAAUCUGGUCUCAUGGCGACGGUUAAGAAUCAUGAACAAAACGAAAACUUCACAAGCGUGGUGUCGUGUUUGGAAGCCGCUAAACGGAAAAUUGAGCUACUUGAAGUGAAUCUGUCGUCGAAAGAAGCUAAUGUUGCAACUCUGAAUCAACAGUUUGAGGAUAUUUCCAAAAUGCUCGACACUGAAAAGAAAUUGAGAAAGAGGUCUGAAGAAAGCUCGUCCGAAAUGAUUGCGAAACUGGAAGAGAAAGUGAAAAACUACGAAAAUAAAUUCAUGGAAUCGAGCAGAAUACUUGAUGAGAAAUGCGAAAGCUUGAAAAAGGAACACGCUGAGAAAAUAAAUGAUCUGACGGUCGAAUUGGAAGUUUUGCAGGAAACGCUUGCUUCAUCGGAAGAAACAAUGAGAAAGCUCGCAAAUGAGAAAAUGUGUUUGGAAGAAGAGCUCGAAGAUUUGAGGAAAAGAAUGCAUUCGAUGCAAAUCCGUCUUGGAGAUAAUGACAAGGAAAACACUUUGACUCAGUUCGAGGAAGACGAGAAACUGCAGAAUCUUGUUGAUGAAUCGCUUAAAUAUUUGAACGAGAGCCCCAAAAAGGCGGUGUUUUCCAACUGUGAAGAAUCAAUGGAGCAACGCGAAUCUAUGCCGCCCGGUUUGAGAAUAACGAAUAUGUCGUCAGUGAGGCGUGAAUCAUUCGCUCCUGAUUCGGCACCGCGCAACUCGAUUUUGCGGUCUUCAUCCCGAUCGGAAUGCGCUUCAACGCCGCACAGUGUUAAAUUUAAAGCUCCAUUCACACCAGGCGAAACUAAUAGAGAACGAUUGAACGAAUUGGCGGAAAGGAAUAAAAUGGUGCCACCGCAUAUUCGAAGCUCCUACGCAACCGAAACUUUUAGCUUAUCAUCGCCUUCUGCUGAUGAAGCAGCUAUUAAGGGAGAAGAAAAGAAGAAGAGGAGAAAGAGUUUGAUGAGAUUCAGAAUCUAA
Messenger RNA from Caenorhabditis bovis, 2412 nucleotides. The record is from the annotation of a GenBank genome assembly. Lineage: Eukaryota; Metazoa; Nematoda; Chromadorea; Rhabditida; Rhabditidae.